AUGGGGAAUAUGUUCGCCACCGUUUUCAAGGGCCUGUUUGGCAAGAAGGAGAUGAGGAUCCUGAUGGUGGGACUGGACGCCGCGGGGAAGACCACCAUCCUCUACAAGCUGAAGCUCGGAGAAAUAGUCACUACCAUUCCCACCAUUGGUUUUAACGUGGAGACGGUAGAAUACAAGAACAUCAGUUUCACUGUGUGGGACGUGGGCGGUCAGGACAAAAUCAGGCCGCUGUGGCGCCACUACUUCCAGAACACUCAAGGUCUCAUCUUCGUGGUGGACAGCAACGACCGGGAGCGUGUCAAUGAGGCGCGGGAGGAGCUCUCCCGAAUGUUGUCGGAGGAUGAGCUGCGAGAAGCCGUUCUUCUGGUGUUCGCCAACAAACAGGACCUGCCGAACGCCAUGAACGCGGCGGAGAUCACAGACAAGCUGGGCCUGCACUCCCUGCGCCAGCGCAGCUGGUACAUCCAAGCCACGUGCGCCACCAGCGGCGACGGCCUCUACGAGGGCCUCGACUGGCUCUCCAAUCAGCUCAGGAACCAGAAAUGA
This is a messenger RNA of Nerophis lumbriciformis (worm pipefish), 546 nucleotides long. Lineage: Eukaryota; Metazoa; Chordata; Actinopteri; Syngnathiformes; Syngnathidae. The record is from RefSeq and is a predicted model, not a curated record.